Lolium perenne is the source of this 1842-nucleotide messenger RNA. RefSeq lists its product as uncharacterized. NCBI's taxonomy places the organism in Eukaryota, Viridiplantae, Streptophyta, Magnoliopsida, Poales, Poaceae. The record is from RefSeq and is a predicted model, not a curated record.
GCGUGCAGCAAAGAAAGGCCUUUGGGCCAUACAAGAGGAAACCCAUCAGGACUCACGGCAGCCACCGAGCCACGCAGGGAUUCCAGAGAAAACGAAGCCAUCGAUCGCGCCGCACACGAAAAGGAAACGAAGCGAUCGAUCCUGAUCCCCGGACGCGUCAGUUCGUCUUCGACCCCUGCCCAGUCCUUGUCGCCUCGGCUUCGACUGCCCAGUCCAAGCCGCCGAUGAUCCGAUCCUCCGAAUCUCCGCUAGCACACAAACCUUGAUAGCAGCGAGAGUGCGAGACACAGGAUAGCAAAUUAGCAAUUCGCGAGCAGCGCAGAGCCUCUUUCAGUCUUCAGACUUCAGUUCAUUGUCCAGACCAAUCAGCGAGACACGGACACGUUCGCGGUUUGUCGUCUCGUCAGUUUCAGUUUCCGGGGCCGUCGCCAUAAUACGCGCAUACAUACAUCGCCGAUUUAACCGAUCUGAGUGUUUGUUAUCAUGUCUUCCUUGUCGAGAAAGCGCCCAGAUGGUAACACUAAAAGGAAAAGAGCAAAACAAGUGGCGGCCUUGAUACAAUCACAGAGGGGAGAUAUUCACAAAUUUUUUAAAUCUAAUACUGGUGCUUCAAUAAACCCGAAUGAUGAGUUGGCGAUAGUUGCCGUCGAGGAAGAGGCAGGGGCAAGUGGCUCUUAUGAGCAAGAGGAAAAUAUUGACACCAAAAUUGGCGAUAGCAAUGUAAGUGGCUCUGAGAAUGCAGCUAAUUCGACAGAUCCUAGUGUUGAUGAACAACCAUUUUAUACUUCUGAUAUUUAUGAUCCAAGAAAUUGGGAUAAUCUUGAUAACAGAGCAAGAGACAUAUUAGCUGAGAAAGGACCUUCGAGAGAGGAACCAAUGGAGUACCCUCGAGACAACGCAUCUAGACAUUUUUCGUAUGCUCAUUAUUACAGGAGUUUAAGCAACGGAGAGAAACAUGAUAGAAAAUGGCUUGUUUAUUCAACAGAUGUUGACAAAGUUUUCUGUUUUUGUUGUAAGAUUUUCAAGUCUAGUGCUAGCAGGAGUCAGAGUUCCUUAGCACAUGAUGGAUUUAGUAAUUGGAGUCAUAUCAGUGAGAGGCUUAAAGAACAUGAAAAUAGCAGUGAGCAUAUUAAUAACAUGAACAAGUGGAAUGAAUUGAGGCUUAGAUUACGGAAGGAGGAAACUAUUGACAAAGAAUUGCAACAUCAAAUCACAAAGGAGAAAGAACGGGUGAGGCAAGUUUUGUUAAGAAUAAUAGCAAUUGUGAAAUAUCUUGGAAAACGCAACUUGGCUUUUCGAGGAAAUAGUGAGCAGCUUUACAAGGAUGAUAAUGGGAAUUUCUUAGCUUGUGUUGAGAUGAUUGCAGAAUUUGACAUGGUAAUGCAAGAUCACCUUCGACGUAUUCAGAGCAGCGAAAUCCAUCAUCAUUAUCUCAGUCACAAAAUUCAGAAUGAGUUGAUAUCUCUUUUGGCUUCGGACAUCACACGUUCUAUCAUAAAGGUUGUUAAGGAUGCCAAGUAUUUCUCUAUUAUCCUUGAUUGUACUCCAGAUGUCAGUCAUCAAGAACAAAUGACUUUAUUAGUCCGAUGUGUUAAUUUAUCUGAUGGCAAGAUAAAAAUUGAGGAGUAUUUUUUGGGGUUCUUGAAGGUGGAUGACACUUCUGGCUUGGGGCUUUUUAAGGUACUGCUUGAAUCUAUGGAAUCAUUUGGCCUAAAUAUUGAAGAUAUAAGGGGCCAAGGCUAUGACAAUGGCUCUAAUAUGAAAGGUAAAGACAAAGGGGUACAAUCUAGGUUACUUCGGAUGAAUCGAAGAGCACUCGGAUAUGCCAUGUGCUUGCCAUAG